AUGGCCCGCGAAGGAACCCGCUCGCAGACCGGCAACUCCAAGCCGCGCGUGUUCCCCGUCAUCGACACCGCCCCCGUCCGCAAGCCGCGCUCCUCCACCACCACCACCACCGCCGCCGACAAGCCCAAGAAGAGCACCAGCGCGACCAGCGCCGCCGCGAAGCCCGUCGGCAUCACCAAGAAGAAGGCCGCCACCACCAAGAAGGAGCCCACCGUCGCCCAGAAGGCAAAGUCCGUCGCCAAGUCUGUGUCGACCAAGGUCGGCGGAGCCACCAAGGCCGGCAAGAAGGAGACCAAGCCCAAGACCGCCAAGGCAAAGGCCAACGCCCUCGAGCCCGUCGCCUCCUAG
Colletotrichum gloeosporioides is the source of this 348-nucleotide messenger RNA. RefSeq lists its product as uncharacterized. Bases 1 to 348 code for a protein of 115 amino acids. The transcript has 2 exons. The record is from RefSeq and is a predicted model, not a curated record. NCBI's taxonomy places the organism in Eukaryota, Fungi, Ascomycota, Sordariomycetes, Glomerellales, Glomerellaceae.